Zymoseptoria tritici IPO323 is the source of this 3144-nucleotide messenger RNA. RefSeq lists its product as uncharacterized. Gene Ontology annotation, biological process: eisosome assembly. The record is from RefSeq and is a predicted model, not a curated record. The transcript is spliced from 3 exons. Lineage: Eukaryota; Fungi; Ascomycota; Dothideomycetes; Mycosphaerellales; Mycosphaerellaceae. The coding region runs from base 1 to 3144 and encodes 1047 amino acids.
AUGGCCGCCGACACAGCGAGCGCCGCCGGCAGUGUGCCUUGCCCAGACCCGUCUGUCCAUCAACACGCACAUGGGAAGGGUACUGGUCUGUCAGAGGCUGCUUCGACGGCUGCUCUGAUCGCCUCAAACAAUCACAAGGGAGAAAACUCGAGGGACUCGCAGCAACAACAAGACUUGCUGGACGCUGAUGGACGACUUUCCUCAAGAAGCGCCGCGACCUCUCUCAAACACGCCAAUGCUCGAGACCUGCCCAGUUUCCCUUCCACUGGCAACACCGCCGGCUCCGCGACCAAAGCCGCUCUUCUCGCUAGCGACUACAAGAUGCAGGAACUUUGGCACCCCGAACAAAGCCAGGCUGGCUCCAAGGCUGCCCUGCUCGCGCAGCAAAAGGGCGCCAAGCUAGAUCUCUGGGAACACCAGGCAAGCGCCGAGGGACAAUCCGCCGCUACACUGGCUUUCCGUAACAAAGGACUCGGACCGGAGAUCUAUCAGGGCAACUCUGCCGAUAGCAAGAGCAAAGCACUCCAAGCAGCCACCAUAUCAGCUAGCCACGGCCGUCAGCGCGCCGGUUCUACUCCCAUCGCGCCCAACCCUGCAUACCCGGACUCGGCCAAUGCGACCGCCAAUGCAUUGAGUGCUGCCACCGCCUCGGCUCGUAAUUCCACCAUGGGUGGUGCGGGUUGGGACUCGCCGGCCAACCAAGCUGCUCGAAUCAUCAACAGCAAGACUGAUCGCGGCAUGUACACCUCGGACAUCCACUUCGAAUCGGAGGACGACAAGCAUCAGGCAGCUCUCCGCGCAUCGGCAAUGUCAAUGGCCAAGCAGAUCUACGCGACUCAAAACCGUUCCAUCAUGGUCGCCGAUCCGGAUGGUGGCGCUGGUGCGGAAGCUGCCAUGUCGCGCAACUCCACGGGUCCGCAAGCUGAUAUCAAGUUGGAAGCCAUGCGCUACAUCCAUCUUCAGGAGGCUGCACACAAGUUGGCCGCCGAAAGACUUGCCAAAGUGGACAAGAACCUGGAGGACCAGCGAUACCGACAAUACUAUGGCUAUGAUGACAAGCCUAAGCGUCUGUCUCGCAUGUCCAUGAAGAGCAGUGCCGGCGCCGGUGGCAGCAGGCGUGGACGUAAUCGUGCCAACAGCGAGAGCACCCGCCAGUACAGCGACGACUCGGAUGAUGAAGCGCAAGCCAGCCGCAUCCGUUCGCAGAUGUCGAAGCUCAACAGCGGUAUCAACACUGUUGAUGCGAAGAAACAACAAGAUGAUCGCGCGAGGUUGAUGGCCCUGGCGGAGAAGCGUGUCUCCGCGCGCAUGCAGACCAUGGAUGAUAAAGUGUUUGCCGAGACUGGCAAGGUCUCGCCGGCAAUGCAGGCACAGUGGGAAACAAAGGCUCGUGAGAAGGCCGAGAAGGAUCGUGAGCUGCGCGCUCAGAACCCUGGCCAGACCCACAUCGGAGGCGGAAAGUUCAUGGCCGACUCCGAGAUUGAGGCCAUUGCCGCCGCGAGGCUGAAGCCGACUAUGGAUGCGAUUAACGAUACGGCAGAGCAGAGGCGAGCCAGAGAUGAGGAGCUGAGACAGCAGAGACAGGAGGAAGAGAAGGUCCGCAUGGAGGAGACCGCAAAGAAGCAGGCUCAGAAGGCUGAAUUUAAGAAGAUCAAGGACCAUGACAAGGCCAUUGCUCAAAAGGAGAAGGAGGAAGAGAAGGCGCGCAAGAAUGAAGAGAAGCAGCGCGCCAAGGAGGAACAGCGCAAGAGUCGUGAUGUCCAAAGGGAUACUGUCACCGCAGGCACGCUUGGCGCGGACGAUGACGAUGCUGAGACUUCGAACGCGGGCGUUGAGCGCCAUCGAUCCGCGCUCGCCCGUCUGAAGGACAAGUUCCGCAAGAGUGGUACCCACGCCGAUGUUGCGCACCAUCAUUCGGAGAACAAGCCGGCGCCCGCAGUCGUUCCUGCCACCGCCACUGCAGGUGAAGAUGCUGACCCGAAGGAGAAGGCUGCUGAGAUCGACCGUGACGACACUCCACCUCCGAUGCCAAUCUCGCCGGUGACUGUUCGCGAAGAUGCUCCACGACCAUCGUCCGAGGUCUCUGACAGCAAAUGGAAGCCAGUGGCCGUUCCCAGCAAGGAAGUCGCCGACGACAUCAUCCUCGCGCCGACCACUCCCGCCAUCGCGUUCGAGGACACCGACGACGACAAACUGCAGGCCGCACGCCCGACAUUCGAGACGCAGCCCAGCUUGUCUGGUCUCCACGGUGACCACCUUGCUGCGACUGACGGGGACAAAAUGCCCAACUUGGAACGCCACAUCUCAACCAUCCCCGACAGCGACUCCAGCGACUCCGACUUCAGCGAUGAUGAGCGAACCGCCCGACCUGAGAACAAGACUCUGGGGGAGACAAAUGCCCAAGUCAUCGCCAACCGCGUAGUCACCGCUCCCACGCCCAGCGUGCCCGGCGAGGCACCCCUUCCAACCAGCGAAAAGACCGACGAGACUCUGCCCGCCAGCGAAGCCUCCCGCGAGGCUGUCCCAUCCAUCGAGACUCCCGCCGUCGCCAGCCAGGACGUCGAGACCAAGUCCACCCCAUCCACUGCUACUACCGCCUUGCCCGCCGUACCCAAAACCUCCGCCGCCGAAAAGGAAAAGCACGUCGAGGAACCUACCGCGGAUAAAGACAAGAAAGGCGUCCGCGGCCUCUUCAGCAAACUCCGCCACCGCCGCGACGCCUCCGAGUCGACUUCUAAGACCGAAACUCCCGCUAUGGCUUCGACUUCCAAGUCCAGCACCACCACCUCCUCGGCCAAGAAGGACACCAGCAAAAUCCCAGAAGCAGCCGGCGCCCUAACCUUCCCCGUCGACCACGACCUCUCCACCUCCUCUUCCGAUGACGAGGAUGACAGGAGAGGACGUACCGGAAGGAACAGGCAAAUUCGCGAGGGAAAGAGUCUGGGGUUUGGGAAUAGCCGGACCACGCGCGCGAAGGAGGUGGCAAAGGAAGAGGGGACGGAGGAGGAGGAGGGUGAAGAGGAGCAAUUCGAGGAGGCGAGGGAUCAUUUCGAUGAGAGUCUUGCUCCGCCGCCGGCGUUUGGGGCGGAGGGGAAGAAGAGUAGUAGUCCGUCGAGGGAGACGAAGUUUGUGGAGGAGUUGUAG